Symbiodinium sp. CCMP2592 is the source of this 1482-nucleotide messenger RNA. The record is from the annotation of a GenBank genome assembly. Lineage: Eukaryota; Dinophyceae; Suessiales; Symbiodiniaceae.
AUGCCGAAGAUUCCUCGGGCAACUGUUCGGACGAGUUUUCUGGCCUGGGCUGCCAUCACUUUGGCGUUUGCAUGGACAGGCAGCCCUUUACCUUGGCGCAUUCUUCCAGGCCAUGUUCAUGGAGACUCCGAGCCUGCUCCGGUGGAGUUCUCUCGGAACAGGGAUAAUCCCUUCAUAGAUGCCGUGGCGGGCACCAUCUGUGCUGGCAUCGCUUUUACCCUUCUGUGGUUAAAUGAAGGCCAUGCGGUUAGGAUCGAGCAGCUGCUUGAUUUGGUGCGCCGCCGCGUCAUCGAGAUCGGGCCUACUGCUGUCCCCGGAAACCAGAGGCAGCUGGUAUAUCUGCAGGGGGACGCGACAUCAGCAGACCAGUUGGUGCUGUCAGAAUGGGCAAACAUCUCCGCUCCUGCCAACUCCGCCAAGCUCAGGGCGCAAGCCUUCAUGUACCAAUGGGAGCAGGAGAAGGACGACCAGAGUGUGAAGUACAAGAAAGUUUGGAAGAACCACCGGAUCAACUCGGACCGGUUUCAAUAUUCUGGACAUCACAACCCAGUUUUCCCAGUGGCUCCGACUUGCAUGAAGUUGGCCAAGGUGGCCGUGGGAGACUUUGUCCUGUCCAAGAAGAUGCUGGGAAAGCUCCAGAACUACAAGCCCUGCGAAAUCAGCAAUGCGGCCAUUCAAGCGAUCAACGCCAACCCGCGGAUGAGUCGCUACGGAGUUGGACAGCUCCAGGAUUUCUCCCCCUCCUGGUUUCAGUCGCAGAAGCCGGCAGUCUUCUUCCCCAUUGACGCCGCGAACUCCCUCGCGAACCCAGGGAUUGGCGACCUGAUUCUCAUCUUCGAGUACGUGCCCUGCGGGCCUGUGAGCCUCCUGGGGGUGCAGGUGCCCUUCGAAGCCGUGCAUGCGGGUCAGAUCUUGGUCCCCGGCAUCCGAUGCCACGUCUCCGGGAAGGCGGCCGAGAUCUGCGAGGUGACGCCUCCGCCCAGGCCGAUCAAGGUCCACUUCACCGAGCGAGCAAUGGGAGCAGACACCGAUUUCUUCGAAGUCAGCGAUGUGCAGUGCACCGAUGCCCCGGAUCCCUGGGAAGUGGGGCCCAACCAUUGGACCUUCGUUCCACUUUUCUCGCGCUUUCGGGCGGACGCCUUGGACUUCCGGGACGCGGCGUCUUUGGCGACGGUCGCUGCGAAGCCGCCGGGGGUGGACACGGUGCUGAUUUCCGGGCAGCUCUACGAGGGAGCCCUCAGCAUUCCUCUGCUGCAUGCUCUGCAGACGCUCUGCUCCCGGAAGCUCUGCACGGUCCUCAUGGUAUUCUGGAUCUCGAUUGAGUUCUCACAGACGCAGAUCGCGUUCUUGGAACGAAUGAGCCAAGUGGGCUUCAAGGUAGUGGACGACUUCGCUUGCCGCGAGCGCGGCUAUGCGAACCCGGGCUCAAUGUACGAAUGCUACAGGUUCGAGAAAGCGCCUCCUCUCUCAGGCUAUGGCUAG